AAUGCUGUAACAGUCCAAAUUCCGCUUCGCCAUUCAUCUGCGGAGACUGACAGCUGCUUGGCACGCUAAGUGGCUUUAGUACCAAAUUACAUUAAUCAAAUUGUUUUUUGCUAGAAAAUAUUUUGCGAAUGUGUAGCGAAUCCGGGUUCAAGCGUCACGCGCCGCACGCAAAUCGAGCAGCCGCGGACCUCACGCCCACGCAAAUUGACCGUUUUUCGCAGGCGAAUAAAGGAAACGUGAUUACGCAAAUGGGCAUGCACGCGCGGCAAUAUCGCCAGGGGUGCAGUCGUGCGAUCCUUGAAUUCACAAUUGGGGCCGCAUGAGCUCUAUUUAUUGCGUGGCCUGAGCAAACAGGGCGCCAUUCGUCGUUCAACCACCAAAGCAGCGAUCCAAGAUGCUGACGUCCACCUGGGCGCACGCGGCCGCCGUCGUGGUGCUGGCCACCGUCUGCAUUGUCUCCUCCAUGCCGCAGCAGCGCCCGCAAGAUCGACCUUUCGUGGAUCAGUUUCGUGAGUACUACCCUGACGACAGGAAAUUCUUUUUUAACUACACGUAUGGCGACACUAGCAAGAGAGUAUUUUACCGAUCAAACACAAACCUAGACGAUAGAGGCAACCGAUUGCAACAGCAGCAGGAGCCGCAAAGACCGCAGCAGAGACCGGUGCAGCACGUAUCCGACAUAGACGACAACGGGGGUUACCAUUACGAAAAGCCUAAGGGACGACGUGGUCCUCCCGCUUCCAAGGUCCACUUCAAUCUUUUCAACGGCAACAACUAUUGAUCGGGUAGAUCUCGAUCUGCGCAAAUUUUUUCACAAAAGUAUAUCCAUCAGUUUUUUCUAUGUAUAAUGUCAACCUCAAGAGCAGCAGUGCACUUUUGGGACUGAAUUGUACGAGUUAAUUUAUGCAUAAAUUUUUUCUUUAAAAUUG
This is a messenger RNA of Cloeon dipterum, 929 nucleotides long. RefSeq lists its product as uncharacterized. Lineage: Eukaryota; Metazoa; Arthropoda; Insecta; Ephemeroptera; Baetidae. The coding region runs from base 395 to 781 and encodes 128 amino acids. The transcript is spliced from 3 exons. The record is from RefSeq and is a predicted model, not a curated record.